CAUAUUGCGACGCAUGAUCUUUCGCUGCGUGGAGGAGUGUUGAGAACAGUGUCAUCCAGGGCUCUGCCACGCGCCAAUGAGAGCACGUCUUGGUACACGUCACAACUGCGGGCGAAAGAGCCUUCGUCUUCUACGCACCAGACUUGAGAUAAAGUCGAUUAUCCCGGCGCCAAAUCGAUGGAAUCAAGUGCCCCGGAGCUCAGCACCCGUGCCACAACGCUGAGCCCCCCCGACGAUGCUCUGGUGCAAGCCAAUGCCAGCGGAAACCAAACAGCGAUCAAGCAGAGAUCAGUCAUCACGCAGGGCAAGGUGUCGCCUUUCCGCAUGAAAGGUGUAACAAUGUGCGACUGCGGACCGAGCCAGUUCGCCUGCGCCCCAUUCACGGAGGAUGGGAAUUGUACCUGUAUCCCGGCACGCUGGCACUGCGACUCGGACGAUGACUGCGGCAAUGGCAGCGACGAGGCCGGAUGUGCUGUUCCGUCGUGUCUGGCCGAAGAAGCUCCCUGCGCCAAUAACCGUUGCGUGCUCAAGUCCCAGUGGUGCGACGGCGAAGCCGACUGCAGCGACGGCAGCGACGAACAAGACUGUGCUCCGAGGAACUGCACGGACGCGGAAUUCGCCUGCGAAAAUGGACGCUGCAUUCCCAGGUCCUGGCACUGUGAUGGCUACGACGAUUGUGCCGACUCCAGCGAUGAGAUUUGUCCGAUUCGUCCAUGCGGUCCUGGUGAGUUUCGUUGCGUCAACGGUGGAUGCAUUUCCAUUGGCUGGCGGUGCGAUAAGGACAUAGACUGCGUAGAUGGAUCAGACGAAGGCGGCUGCACAGCGUUCGCUUCCAUCAUUUGCAUCCACGAGGAUUUCGAGUGUCGCAACGGCCGCUGCCUAGCGACAACUUUCCGGUGCAACGGAGAUAAUGACUGUGGAGACUGGUCCGACGAAGAAGGCUGCGUGGGAAAAAGUGCGUGCCAUGAGGGCGAGUUCCGGUGCGACGACGGCUUCUGCAUCAAUCUAGACUGGAAGUGUGACGGGGACGCCGACUGUGAGGACAGCUCAGACGAGAAAGACUGUGUGGCCCAACAGUGUUCGGGUCAAGAGUUUCAAUGCAAGACGGGGAAGUGCAUUCAGAGAGAGUGGCGCUGCGAUGGGGACUUUGACUGCUCGGACAACUCCGACGAAGACGGAUGCGGGCAAGCUGUGGCCUGCGAACCGGGUCACUUCCGCUGCCUUGACGGAACAUGCAUCGUUGAGCGUCUAGUUUGCGAUGGAAUUCCAGACUGUCCAGACAAGUCCGACGAGGCUCAAAACACGACGUGCAAGAGCAGCUCCCCGUGUAGGGAAGACGGCUUUCCUUGUCAACACCAGUGCAUGGCAACAGCAACGGGUCAACGGUGCUCCUGCAAGGACGGGUACCAACUGGCCCCAGAUGGAAGAUCAUGCCUUGAUGUGGACGAGUGCACCUACGAAGGGAUGUGUAGCCAAACCUGCAUCAACAUUGUGCCUGGGUUCCAAUGUCUUUGCAAGACAGGAUAUCGCCUGCGGGCGGAUAAGAGGCAUUGCAAAGCCGAAGGCCCCGAAGUCUACAUCAUAUUCGCCAACGGUGCCGAUGUUCGUCGCAUCACGAUGGACAAGUCCGAAUACACAUCAGUAGUCGGAAAACUGCAGAACACGGUAGCCUUGGAUUACCACUACACCUUGGACCUGGUAUUCUGGUCGGAUAUUCAUCAGGACGUCAUCCGAAGCUGCAGUCUCUCCAAUGGAACAAACAUCAAGACACUGGUAUCUAAAGGUCUUGCGAACCCAGGCGGCAUUGCGGUGGAUUGGAUCAUGAACAGAAUAUUCUGGACGGAUUCCGGAGUGUCCAGGAUCGAGUCUGUUGACAUUGAAGGAAAGAACAGGCGACCACUCGUGUGGAAGGACCUGGACAAGCCGAGAGCCAUAGCUGCUUAUCCACAGAUGUCGAUGGUUUACUGGACGGACUGGGGUGCACGUCCCCGUAUCGAGCGGGUUUACACCGACGGUACGGAUAGAAGAGUUCUUGUGGACACGUCGCUUUUUUGGCCCAACGGACUCACCAUCGAUUAUGCCAGCGAUCGUAUCUUUUGGGCGGACGCUAAGCAUCAUCAACUUGAGAGUGCCGAUCUCGAUGGAAGCAACCGCAAGAAAGUUGUUGAAAGUGGACUACCUCACCCAUUCGCCGUGUCUGUAUUUGAAGACGUUUUAUACUGGACAGAUUGGCAGACCAAAAGCAUUCACGCCUGCAGCAAGUUCGGCGGCACACAGCCUAUAACUCUCUAUCCUAACCUCCUAUAUCCCAUGGACCUCAAGGUGGUCCAACCGCUUAGGCAACCCGAAGGUCCUUCCCCUUGCACCGUUUCAAAUCACCAAUGCAGCCACAUAUGCUUAUCAAACAACGAGACUUACACCUGUGCCUGCCCUACUGGGCUCGAGCUUCAAGAAGACGGACGCGCGUGCGCAGAAAGGCCAGAACCGUUUCUCAUGUUCACAUACCACGGUGACAUCCUCAGACUUUGCCUUAACUGUUCCGACGAUGUUGAUGUCACCAUUCCUGUGAAGAACAUGACUGGAGCUGUUGCUAUCGACUGGGAAUCGACGACAGAUACUAUUUUCUGGACGGAUAUUACUAAUCACUCGAUACAGAGGGCUAAAUGGAACGGCGAGAACCAGCAGGUGGUGAUCGGGACCAAUGCGGAUGCAGCGGCAGGUCUAGCUUAUGACUGGAUCAAUGAAAAACUGUACUGGUCUGACACGGUUAAUGACAGGAUCGAAGUGUCCAACGUAGACGGAAGCCAGAGAGGUGUUCUUAUAUACGGCGGACUGGACAAGCCGCGAGCAAUCGUUGUGGAUCCGUUGAGAGGAUACCUGUACUGGACGGACUGGGGUGACGUCCCAAAGAUAGAGAGGGCUACGAUGGCGGGGCAAUAUCGGACUAUCAUUGUCCAGUACAAUCUGACCUGGCCCAACGCAAUUGCCAUGGACUACGGUUCGGAGACGCUCUACUGGACUGACGCUGCCACAAAGACAAUAGAAAUGAUUCACCUCGGUACAAUGAAACGAAAAGUCCUUAUAUCUCAAGAGCUUCCUCAUCCUUUUGGCCUGACCAUAUACGAAGGACGUGUGUACUGGACAGAUUGGGAUGCGAAGGCAAUCCAAUCAGCUGACGCCGUCACUGGGGAGAACAGGAGGUCCUUGCUUACGGGUUUUGAAAGAAUCAUGAACAUUCACGUAUUUCACAGGAGUAGGCCUACGGCUACCAAUCCGUGCGCUCCUAACAAUGGAGGUUGCAGUCACUUGUGCCUUAUCUCUCCGAAGCCAAAGAACUACGCAUGUGCCUGCCCCACUGGAAUUCUGCUGCUAAACGACACCAAGACUUGCUCGAAAGGAAUGAGACAUUUCCUUAUAUUCUCUCGUAGAACGGAGAUUCGAAAAAUGUCGCUAGACGUGCCUUACUGGGCAGAUGUGGUUGUGCCCAUGAGAAGACUGAGCAAUGUCGUCGCUGUCGACGUUGACACGGUCGACGAGCGAAUAUACUACACUGAUGCCGAUAAGCACAAAAUCGAAAGCUGCGAUAUGCAUGGCCGUCAAGUGAAAGACGUCGUAUCUUUCGGCAUUGAUACGCCUGGAGGUCUGGCUAUUGAUUCCAUUGGUCGAAAGGUUUAUUGGUCCGACUCUGAGCGCAGUCGCAUUGAAGUGGGCGAACUUGACGGCAGCAACAGACGGGUUCUCAUAUGGGAAGACGUUGACAGCCCCAGGGCUAUCGUUCUGCACUACGAAAAAGGAAUCAUGUUUUGGACGGAUUGGGGAAACAAGAUCCGCAUCGAAACAUCGGACAUGGAUGGAGAAAACAGGAUGAACCUGGUUCAAGAAGGUCUCGGCUGGCCCCAUGGCUUAGCCGUCGACAAGGAGUCGUCGCGUCUUGUGUGGGCAGACGCAAAGAUUCAUGUGAUAGAAUGCGUGGAUUUCAAUGGCAACAACAGGAUGAUCCUCGUGAGCGAGAUAGCCCAUCCGUACGGGGUAGCAGCAUUCGCUGGGAAUAUUUACUGGACAGACUGGGAAACGAGAGCGAUCCACCGCACAAACAGCGAUGGUCACAACCCGACUGUGACGCGGGGAAACAUAAUCGGCCUGAUGGAUAUCCACGCUGUUGACGUCGACGUGAAGGGUACAAAUCCUUGUAAUCAUAAUAAUGGUGGAUGCAGUCAUCUCUGUUUACGGAAACCACACGGGUACUCGUGCGCGUGUCCGACAGGCGUCUUACUGCGAGCUGACAAGAAAACAUGCGAGGAAAGUCCUUCUGCAUUUCUGUUAUUCGCAAACCGCGGCAGCUUACGGGAAAUAUCAGUGGACACGCCCGAUAACACCGACGUUCAUGUUCCGAUCAGCAAUAUCUACAACGCCGUCGCCGUGGACUUCGACUUAGAUCAGUGGAAGCUGUACUUUACGGAUGUUACCCUCGAUGUCAUCAGAAAGGCUGAUCUAAACGGCAGCAACGUUGAGGUUGUCAUCGACAAAAAUCUGGAGUCCGCUGACGGUCUGGCUCUCGACUGGGUGGCCAAGAACAUGUAUUGGACGGAUUCUCGGAAGAAGGUCAUCGAAGUGGCACGUGCGGAUGGAUCCAGCCGCAAGCAGCUUGUCAACCUGGAUCUGGACGAACCACGUGCGUUGGCGCUGUAUCCUGAACUGGGUUACAUAUUCUGGUCGGACUGGGGCAAGACGCCCAAAAUUGAACGUUCCUACAUGGACGGUAGCGGUAGGCGCAUAGUGAUCGCCCCCGACCUGGGCUGGCCCAACGGUCUUGCUAUCGACUACGAGACGCAGCGUCUAUACUGGGUGGACGCUAAGAUGGACUGCAUCGAAUACUCUGACUUGGAAGGCAAAGGUCGCCAGAAACUCAUUGAAGGAGUGGCUCAUCCGUUUGGACUCACACAGUAUCAGUCGUUCAUCUACUGGACUGACUGGCAGACGAAGGCUAUUGAGAGGGCUAAUAAGGACACUGGAUUGGAGAGAAUUAUCAUCUGCGACAAUGUGGAGUACCUAAUGGAGAUCAAGAUGGUAGCCCGGAGUAGACAAACAGGCACCAAUCCAUGUAGCGUCCGUAAUGGUGGGUGCACGCACCUCUGCCUGUUUAAAGGGCAAGGCUACGUCUGCGCUUGUCCGUCCGUCCCAGACAGUAGACUCUGCUCAACGUUUCCCGACAUGACGACCCCUGGAAACGCUAUGGUUCCUCCGUCAAUACCACCUUCAGCAGCUCCUAACGCCACGGCAACUAAGUGCACCCCUUCUGAGGUAGCAGAGGGAAAAUGUAAAUCUUCUCUGCUGACAUUCGGUGAUCCGAUGUUCCAGAGUGCUUACAUCACGCUGAGCGCAGUCGGUGCGGCACUUCUGGUGCUUUUCUUCGGAGCCGUGCUGGUCUGGCACAAGAGGCGACGCAGGAGAAUGACUUCGGGCGUGCCACGCUUUGUUCACCCCGUACAUGGUGCGGGAGGAGCGGAUAUAGUAGAUAAGAAGCCUUGGAGUUGGUCCGGCAAAGUGCACUAUGCGAAUAGCGAGGAUAAAUACGGCACCAUCUCAACGAAGGAAAAACUGAAUAACUUGGAAGUAGCUGCGCUAGUGAGUAAGAAACUAGACGAACUCGAGUCUGGUAUCCGAGCCUUCUCAGCUGGGGCCAGUAUGGACAGCAGCUACUACGUCGGGGGUCCACUUCACGGAUGUCCCACGCCUCCGUCCCCGCCUAAGAUCCCCUGCCCCCGACACUCCCCACAUGGGGGAGGGGACACGGGUCGUCGCACGACUCCCAGGCAUCACGCAACGGUCGUCGAAACAGAUAUUUGAGGGUAGACCUCGUCUAGGAGCCAAAGUAUAGGAAUCUAUAAACCAAUUUGCCUUCGACUCAGCUGAGGGAUACAGCUCACCUCGUCAGCAGUUCAGUCUUGCCUACACUGCCAACUCCGCUGACGUUGCCUUUGCUGACGACAUCCAGAAUGCGUUACCUGUGUCCGAAAAACAGCGUACUACCUGAACUGCUACUGUAUGUCAAGAUGGCCUAUACAGUUCCAGGACCAGGACUUCUUUCAUGAUCGUUCAAAGUGGUUACGCCGUGCUGCCGAUUAGGUCAAAGUGGCCCAUCAUACAAGUCACCGCUCCCAUAUAGCACAGUACAGAAGACUCCACUGUUUGGAAGUGCCUCAUAUAAGUGUGUACAUAUAGGACUUUACGACGUACCGUUCUAGGAAAGAACGUUGUUGAACUUGUUCACGAGCUGUACAAUGAGCGUUGUUUGGUGCACAUAUGCAGCACAAAAGAUGUACAGUGAACCCUCGUUAAUAUGACCACCUCCGUUCCCGCAGAUUCUGGUCAUAAAGCGAAUUGUCAUAAUAACGAGAAAGUGGAACGGUCGGGACCAGAGAGUAUGCACGGCAAAACACAACGCACGCAUGAUGCUGCACAACAAUUUAUUUAACAAAAAAGUCUGUCAACAAUGACUGCUUGGUGGUAGCUUGCAGUGAUCAGCUUUUAUAACUGGACAAGAGUACUAUCAAUCACGCGAACAUUAUGAAUGUCAUUGUGUUGCUCAAAAAACAAUAAAGCAACCUUCAGUGCUUCACUGGCCUCUUUCGUAGUGACGGGCGGUCACUGUCUUUUAUGGUUUUUCUCCCUUUAGCAAUCCGAGAAAAGGUAUGAGUAAUCUCGACGUCAACAACGCCUGGAAUCACCCUAAUCCUUUGCGCCCCACUUUAACUGUGUCACUUUGUUCAUGAGCAACUUAAGCAGCCGCUCUAAGGGGCGCCUGACGCUGUCAUAAUAACGGGAGGAUAAUACAUGUGUUUGACCCCAGCUGUGCCCCAAAAUCUCGGUCAUAGUCCGAUAAGCGGAAUGUCAUAUUAACGGGGAAAUUUUACAUGGCGAAGAAACCGUUCCCCAGGAAUUCGGUCAUAAAGCCUGAAUGUCAGAUUAACGGGGGUCAUAAUAACGAGGGUUCACUGUAUUCUUUUGAAGGUUCGAUACCGUGCGAUAAUGGAAGUUAUAACCGUUCCUUGUUAUGUGAAAUAUUUGAUAGCGCGACAGAUAUAAAGUAUGUACAGAAAUGGCAUUGAAGCAUACGUCAAAGCGAUGUAUAAGGUCAACAACGCACUAUCUAACCUUUUAGUUAAUAGUACAGGGUUUCGAGCCGCUAGAUGGAGAUCCUGAAGAGACAGUCCGCCACGCCUUCAUUGAGGCAGGUGCCGUGUGAUAGCGACGCUUCUUUAUUUGUAUACAUAUAGUGUUCCUCCCUCUGGUGGCCAUUAAUACAACCUUAUCAACGCCUGCAGGUGUGAGCAAGCUAGAAGUGCCAAUUAGACCCCAUGCUCGUUAUGACGAACCAUGUACUGAUGUCAACGACAUCUUUUCACAUGCUGACAAACACAUGCGACAUGUUUCCACAUAUUGACAAAUACAUGAAUUUCAAUUUAUAAGUACACUUACUAUCGUCGUUAGUCAACUCAUCAUGUUUUCUAAACUGCCCGCGAAAACAGAUUAGAGAACUUUACUGAGCCUUUACGUUUGCCGCUUCCACAGUCUUCGUCGGGAGACAAAAUUAACGCGAAUAAUACUUCUACGCGACUUCUUUUGUGGUGAUUCUUUGUCGGGAUAUCUGUACGCAUCUCAGGCAUACAUGAAACUGCGAUAUUGUAAGAAAGUGACCUCAGAUCGCGACACGUAACAAUGGUAGGAGAAACUAAGUUGGAGAUUUCAGCUCAAGAUCAAAUUUAUUCUCUUUUAACUCCAAUAG
Molecule: messenger RNA, 7786 nt
Organism: Ornithodoros turicata
Lineage: Eukaryota; Metazoa; Arthropoda; Arachnida; Ixodida; Argasidae
Product: low-density lipoprotein receptor-related protein 4-like
Exons: 35
Coding region: 178-5847 (1889 amino acids)
Biological process (GO): receptor-mediated endocytosis
Cellular component (GO): signaling receptor complex; apical plasma membrane; plasma membrane
Molecular function (GO): calcium ion binding; protein binding; hormone binding
Source: RefSeq, a predicted model, not a curated record